UUUAUGGGAAACAUGAAAAAUUGUUGUUCUUAAAUGAAUCAAUACUUGCGAAUAUUAUAAACGUGUUUAAAAGUGAAACGGAGUAUUGUGUGUUGCCUACUCUCCAAUGUAACUAUUAUAUUAGUUUCAAACCAUUUUCGUACAGUAACUACAAUGUAUUAGUUAAAAAUGCAAAAAUAAACCAUGUGAAAAUUUUGAAUCCACAUCUAAAUCACAGAAUUCUAAAUAAAUUCUAGUUUAUAUCGAGACUCGGGUGGUUGCACGAAGUCAACAUUAGUUAUUUGACAUAACCCCAGAGCCUGUGACAUAACCCUUUUCGAUGAAAUUUCUAACUGUGUUUAGUGUUAAAUAUUAAAGUUAUUUAGUUUUAAAUGAGUUACAUGAUAAAAAACACGAAUAACGUUUCCUAAUUGUGCGAACAAAUACAUAUAAAAUGUAAUUCCAUUCAAUAUUGACUCUUCAUGUAGUGUACAUAUACUUGUAUGGUUGUUUUUAAUUUUUGAUGAUACAGCACGAACAACUGAUUGAAUGCAAGAUAAAUAUGGAUAAAACUAUUUUAUGACAUAGACAUAACUUGUAAAUAUGACCACAAUUCAUUGGCAAAUCCAAAGAUUACCCAAAUCACUUUAUUAUUUAUUUAAGUCAUUUUUCCAAAAAUGUCGCAUAACAUUCCGUUCCUUAACUUACAACCAUUUUAUGGAUCAAAGCUAUGCAGCAGAUGUAUGUAUGGAACCCAUGUUUUGGUUUGUCGACAAUUUCACUUAUGCAAUAGGACCAUUAUUUGUUGUUGCUGUAAUAGGGCUGACCAGUUCAGUAGUGUUUAUUGCAUAUUGGAUAGGUCUUCCAUAUUGGUGGCAGCGUAAUCCUUACCUAUGUGUUAUUCUAGUCAUUAUAGGACACUGGUUGCUCCUUAAUAUAUCGUUCCACUAUUACAUGGCUGUUAUCACACCACCUGGUUACCCUCCUCAGGGAGAACUCAUUACUGAAGCUGUUAGUAUAUGUAAGAAAUGUAUUGCACCAAAACCUCCAAGGACACACCAUUGCUCAGUUUGUAACAGAUGUAUUCUAAAAAUGGAUCACCAUUGUCCGUGGUUGAACAACUGCGUUGGGUAUAAGAACCAUCGAUAUUUUUUUAUGUAUAUGGUAUAUAUGGUUUUGGGAGUCCUUUUUGUGAUAAUUUGUGGUGUUGAUAUUGCUUAUUCAGCUAUAAUGUUAACAGGGGAUGAUCCAGAUGAACCUGAAUUGGAAGGCCAUCCAGUGAAAUUUAAUAAGACUGGUGCUCUUAUUCCAGUGACUGAUGUACUUUACAUUGAUACUCCUGUAGUGGUUGACGAAUUUAGCGAGAAUUACGAACCAAAUAAUCCUUGGAGGAGAAGAGCUAUUAUUUACAUGGCUCUAAUCAAUAGUGGAGUGUUUGUUGCUCUUGGUGUGUUAGCAAUUUGGCACAGUCGUUUGAUAGGUAAAGGAGAAACGAGCAUAGAAGGCAACAUAAACAAAGCAGAAACUCAAAGAUUGGCGGAAAUCGGCAGAAUUUACAUAAACCCGUAUAACUUUGGUACUAAAAAGAAUUGGCGAAUUUUCCUAGGUCUCGUUCAAGGAAGAACUUUUCUCCAACAUGUUCUGCUCCCUUCAGCCCAUGAACCAGUAGGCGACGGCUUAACUUGGCACACCGUUCACGACGAAGACGUCGAUGAAUGGCCGUGAUCUCUAGUCACUUCUCAUUCUUCACAGUAAUUGAUAUACGUUGAAGUACAACUUUAUUCUUCUUUUAUACAGUACUUUAAAUUGUAAAUUUUUCAAAUACGUAUGUAUGUGAAAUGAUUAAAAAAAAUAGAAAAUUUGUAAUUAA
Messenger RNA from Zophobas morio, 1849 nucleotides. RefSeq names its product palmitoyltransferase ZDHHC16. NCBI's taxonomy places the organism in Eukaryota, Metazoa, Arthropoda, Insecta, Coleoptera, Tenebrionidae. Gene Ontology annotation, cellular component: Golgi apparatus. Bases 583 to 1704 code for a protein of 373 amino acids. Gene Ontology annotation, biological process: protein palmitoylation. The transcript has 8 exons. Gene Ontology annotation, molecular function: palmitoyltransferase activity. The record is from RefSeq and is a predicted model, not a curated record.